Elephantulus edwardii (Cape elephant shrew) is the source of this 477-nucleotide messenger RNA. It is a transcript of the gene ANKRD37, whose product is annotated as ankyrin repeat domain 37. The record is from RefSeq and is a predicted model, not a curated record. The transcript has 4 exons. NCBI's taxonomy places the organism in Eukaryota, Metazoa, Chordata, Mammalia, Macroscelidea, Macroscelididae. The coding region runs from base 1 to 477 and encodes 158 amino acids. Gene Ontology annotation, molecular function: protein binding.
AUGCUGUUGCUUGAUUGCAAUCUGGAGGUGGACCUGAAGCAUCUCCUGGAGACAGGGGCCUCUGUAAAUGCACCUUCGGAUCCCUGCAAACAGUCGCCUGUGCACUUGGCCGCUGGUGGCGGCCUGGCUUGCUUGCUUCUCUGGCAGCUGCAAACGGGUGCUGACCUCAAUCAACAGGAUAUUUUUGGAGAAGCUCCAUUACACAAGGCAGCAAAAGUCGGCAGCCUGGAAUGCCUCAGCCUGCUGGUAGCCAGAGAUGCCCAAAUUGAUUUACGUAACAAGGAUGGACAAACAGCUGAAGAUCUUGCGUGGUCAUAUGGAUUUUUGGAAUGUGCCAAGUUUCUUAGCACAAUUAAAUGUAUACAGACUAUAAAGUCAAGCGAACCAUCCAGCAGGGGCCAUUGUGUUCCAGUGCUCAGACAGAAACGAAGUUUUGGAAGUACAGAAAGCACAAAUGGGAAAAGGAAGUGUUGGUAA